Molecule: messenger RNA, 1581 nt
Organism: Lactuca virosa
Lineage: Eukaryota; Viridiplantae; Streptophyta; Magnoliopsida; Asterales; Asteraceae
Source: the annotation of a GenBank genome assembly
AUGGAAUUGAUUUAUGAACAAAAGAUGGAAUUGAUUUCAAACGAGAGACGCGGGCAAAUGUUAUCUUUCAAAAUCGCACUCUCAUUCUCAAUCCCACUAACCAAAACCCUUUCGUUGCCGUUUCUCUUCAAGAACCCUAGAAAAACCCUAAACCCUCUUUUAAUUUCAAUCAAAUCCAUGGCUUCUUCAUGGACCUGCUCUAAAUGCACGUUCAUCAAUACCGAUUCGCUAAAACCCAAUUGCCAGAUUUGCUCAUCCUCACAGUCCCCACCGCCAUUUUCGUCGUCAUCAAACCAAGAAAAAUGGUCUUGCAAAGCUUGCACUUUUUUAAACGUAUAUAAAGUGUCGAGCUGUGAAAUCUGUGGGACUAGGAACUCAUCGUUUUCGUCGAAUUUGGGGCUUGACGAUGAAGAACUGGAGGUGGGUUCCUCCGCUGUUGGCAAUGUUUUCUUGCCUCUGUUACAAAGAUGUAAUAACGCUAAGAGGAAGAUUCGCGAUGACCCAGUUGAGAUUGCUGAUAAUUCUAUCGAUUUGAGUGUGUCUCGUGGGCUAAAAUCGGCUGAUAAAAAGGUGGUUGAUUCUGAUGAAAUUCAACCAAAAGUGGAUCCAAGUCCAAGGAAGUUGAAGAUCUUGAGUUACAAUGUUUGGUUUGCAGAAGAUAUUGAGCUUCGAAUAAGAAUGAGAGCCAUAGGUGACAUUAUACAAUUGCAUACCCCAGAUGUCAUAUGUUUGCAGGAAGUCACUCCCGAUAUAUAUGCUAUCUUUCAAAGAUCCAAUUGGUGGAAGUCGUAUAAAUGCUCACUUUCUUUUGAGAAGGCGAUCACAAGGCCUUACUUUUGCAUGCAGCUUAGCAAAUUACCCGUGAAAUCCUUCAAUUGUAAGCAAUUCAGUUAUUCUGCAAUGGGAAGAGAGUUAUGCAUCACAGAAGUUUCCCUCCAAGAAAACAACACCCCUUUAGUAAUUGCCACCACCCAUCUUGAAAGCCCAUGCCCGGGCCCACCAAAGUGGGACCAAAUGUACAGCAAAGAACGGGUCAAACAAGCAAAUGAAGCCGUUGACUUUCUAAAGUCAAACCCGAACGUCAUCUUUUGCGGUGAUAUGAAUUGGGACGAUAAAUUGGACGGUGAGUUUCCGCUUCCGGAUGGAUGGAAUGACGCGUGGACGGAAUUGAAUCCUAAAGAAAUCGGGUGGACUUAUGACACAAAGUCAAACCCCAUGUUGACUGCUAAUCGGAAACUGCAAAAAAGGCUCGAUAGGUUUUUGAUUUGUUUGAGGGAUUUGAAGGCUGAGAGUGUUGUGAUGGUUGGGACUAAACCGAUUCCGGAUGUGACUUAUUUGAAACAGAAGAAAGGCGGAAAGGAAUUGGAGCUUCCGGUUUUGCCGAGUGAUCAUUUCGGUUUGUUGUUGACGAUGUCGGCUCGGUGAAAGUGAAUGUGAAAAGACUAUUUUGUCCUUAUGGUUUUUGAUGGUAUCGUUUCUUUGUUUUUGUGUCGAUUAGUAAUCUUUGGGUGUCUAGGGUUUUUGUGGAUGGAUUUUUUUCACGGGUUUUGUGAAAAUUUUGAUGUGAAUACGAAUGCGUAU